CGACAUUCCUUUUCUCUGAAUUUCGAGGUACUCAGGAUAUGCGGCCGUCAGUUGCAAGAUUGAUUCGUCUUGUUCCUCGGUCGUCCGUCCAGCUCACGCAGAAGGUCGUCCCCUCGUCCGCCGAGCGACCCCCCGAAGUCAAGCCACCUACCGUCAUCGACAUCCUCCUCGAGCGAAAAGAAAAAGUCGGCGAUAACUGGCCAAGUAACAUUCGCAUAGAGCCACCAAUACCAAAGGUGGCAUUGAAAGAUGUCCAGUCCGGCGUGAGGACCCAAUUGAAGAAGCUCUUGAAAGAGCGGUAGGACUCUGGUAUGCUGUCGGUACAAUGGUCGUGUAGAGUCUUGUCGUGCUGAUUCAAGAACCAGGAAUUCUCACCAAACCAUCCAGGAGGAGCGAUGGUCAUUUUUGUACAAAACGACACCGUUCAAUUUGCAUCACGCACUGUAUCCUCUUGAUUAUACACAAGGAAUGAACAUUAUACUGAUUCCCUGGCACAGACA
Messenger RNA from Desarmillaria tabescens, 500 nucleotides. RefSeq lists its product as uncharacterized. The transcript has 2 exons. The coding region runs from base 39 to 302 and encodes 87 amino acids. Lineage: Eukaryota; Fungi; Basidiomycota; Agaricomycetes; Agaricales; Physalacriaceae. The record is from RefSeq and is a predicted model, not a curated record.